CGAUAUUAAUAUUGUCAAUAUUUUAGAAAAUGACAAUCAUGAUGAUUAUAAUGAUUCUUUUGAAAAUGAAGAAAGUGAAUCUUUUGAAAAUGAAAAAAGUGAAUUUUUUAAAAAUAAAGAUUUGCUUAAAAAUGAAUUAGAUCUAUGUUAUUUCUUGCCAGAAAGUUCAGAGGAUGAAUUAGAUCCAAGUUACUUUUUAGCAGAGGACAAUGAAAAUUAUUCUUCUGAGGAAGGGUCUUAUAAUUUUUUAGAUUAUUCUGAAUUUAUAAGUAGAGUUAGUCCAGAAAUAAUAGUUAUAUCAGAUGAUAGUGAUGCAGAAACAAAAACCAUCUAUCUAAAAGGAAAAACAAAGGUUAAUCUUAUUGAAUCAUAG
Racocetra fulgida is the source of this 373-nucleotide messenger RNA. NCBI's taxonomy places the organism in Eukaryota, Fungi, Glomeromycota, Glomeromycetes, Diversisporales, Gigasporaceae. The record is from the annotation of a GenBank genome assembly.